This is a messenger RNA of Sparassis crispa, 1803 nucleotides long. Its product is annotated as Arginine permease CAN1. Lineage: Eukaryota; Fungi; Basidiomycota; Agaricomycetes; Polyporales; Sparassidaceae. Gene Ontology annotation, molecular function: amino acid transmembrane transporter activity. Gene Ontology annotation, cellular component: membrane. Gene Ontology annotation, biological process: amino acid transmembrane transport. The transcript has 20 exons. The record is from RefSeq and is a predicted model, not a curated record. The coding region runs from base 1 to 1803 and encodes 600 amino acids.
AUGAUCUCCGUAGGUGGAGUCAUUGGGACAGGAUUAUUUCUUGGAUCUGGAACCGCUCUCUACCAUGGCGGCCCCAUCGGCGCUCUCUUGGCCUACGGAAUUAUCGGGUCAGUAGUAUACUGCCUAUGUGUUUCCAUAGGAGAAAUGAUAGCUUUCCUUCCAAAUGUCGGCGGGGUCGUUGGUCUUGCAGACCUUUACGUCGAUCCUGCCCUAGGCUUCUCGCUCGGUUGGGCGGCUUGGUAUAAUUGGAGCGUUACCUUGCCUGCAGAAAUUACAGCAGCAGCGGUUCUAGUCAGCUUUUGGGAAACCAAAUACAUAAUGCCAGUCCCCGCGAUGAUAGGGAUCUUUCUCGGCCUUGCAAUAGGUAUUAAUUGCUUCUCGUCUCGUGUGUACGGCGAGAUGGAGUUCUGGCUUUCAACUUUCAAAGUCCUCACCAUCGUUCUCCUCAUUUUGGUCAAUCUGAUCAUCGAUCUCGGAGCUGGAUCCGAAGGGUUCAUCGGCCUCAAGAACUGGCAACAUCCAUUUGCGCCCUCUUAUCUCGGAAUCACUGGACCCAAAGGCCGAUUUCUCGGGUUCUGGUCAGUGCUGAUGCAAGCAAUGUUCUCGUUCUUUGGCUCAGAAGUGCCGGGAAUUGCAGCGGGCGAGGUCAUCGAUGCGACUCGAAACGUACCUCGUGCACUACGCCGGGUGUGGAUCAGAAUUCUCUUAUUUUACGUCGGAGGCAUCUUCUGCGUAGGUCUCCUCGUGCCCCAGUCAGACCCGCGAUUGCAGGGCGACGAGAAUACGACAUACUCGUCGCCAUUCGUUAUCGCCCUCAAUCUCGCUGGGGUAAAAGUGGUACCACAGGUUGUCAAUGCCGCACUUCUGCUAUCUGCUUGGUCUGCUGCCUGUUCGGACAUCUAUAUCAGCAGCCGUUUUUUGUUCUUCCUCGCUCGCUGCAAACAUGCUCCUAAAUUUCUAGCGACACUCAUCCGCCACCCAUACCAUCAGCCAGCGGUGACAGGCGAUGAAACUGCUGAUUCUUCAGAUGAGGAGGAAGACGAUGAUGACAGGAGCCACACAGAUGCAGUGGAACCCCCGCAGAUCUCGCCUGCGACUGCGGACAAUCCUCAGGAACGGCCACCUUUAGAAAGUCAUCUAUUACCUGCCAAUUCACCUGCUGCUCCUCAGAGGCAACCAUUCCUCGUCCUACCUAUUGCUGCUGUACUUGUAUCAUCUUCGAUGGGGCUUCUCGGGUUUUUGAGUAGUAGCGGUAGUAGUGCGACUACGGCAUUCGGAUGGCUCACAGCGGUAACCAGCGUUGCAUCUCUGCAAUCCUGGAUUGGUAUGCUGUUCACCUACAUACGCUGGUACCGCGGGACAGCUUAUGCCGAGAGCCGCCAUCAGCAUCGUGACGAUGACGUAUCCCGCCAUACAAUGCAACAGAUUGCGGUGAUAAAGGAGAAUAGACAUUCAGGACAACCAUACCUUGCCUGGUAUGCUUUUAUCAUAUGCCUUUUGGUGCUGUUCACAAAUGGGUGGGCUGUCUUUGUGCACAAUGGCUGGAAAAUCGCCGAGAUCGAGGGAGACUCACCACCCUCUGGGCCAGCCAGUGACCGAGAGGCUAGUCCCGUCUCGUUGUUCCUUUCAUCUUACGUCCCUAUACCGAUAUUCCUCCUCCUAACAUUCGGAUACAAGCUCAUAUAUCAAACGGAAAUGAUUCCGCUCGACAAGAUGGUGUUUGACCGGAAGGAUGUGCCCAGGAUUGAACCCGAGGAUCCACCGAGAAAUCUUUGGGAGAAGUUAGUUGCGCUGAUAAUCUAA